Melanotaenia boesemani (Boeseman's rainbowfish) is the source of this 2456-nucleotide messenger RNA. RefSeq names its product solute carrier family 8 member B1 (gene slc8b1). The record is from RefSeq and is a predicted model, not a curated record. The transcript has 15 exons. Gene Ontology annotation, biological process: calcium export from the mitochondrion; intracellular calcium ion homeostasis. NCBI's taxonomy places the organism in Eukaryota, Metazoa, Chordata, Actinopteri, Atheriniformes, Melanotaeniidae. Gene Ontology annotation, cellular component: membrane. Gene Ontology annotation, molecular function: calcium:sodium antiporter activity. The coding region runs from base 263 to 2020 and encodes 585 amino acids.
UGAAGGUGUACAGAACGUACACGGACAUUUAAUCUGAAUGUUGCUCUUUAAAGCGUUAAACAGGAUAGCGUAGAACUACCACUGGCGCAAAAACAACGCAAUAUAUUUAUUUUAUUUGUCUAGUUUAGCUCUUUAUUUGUUUUUUUGGUUUGAAUGGAAGCAGUCAAGUCUGGAGUUCAGGACUAAGCUAAGAGGAAUACACUAACCUGUCACUAUCCUGUUAACGCAACACCAGCAUAGACAUGGCACCAGGAUAGAGAAUAUGCCUUUCAGUGUUUUCCUGUUACUUGGUGUGGCGUUGUGUAGCCAGGGGGUUGCCUCAGGCUCCCACAGCCUCAGAAACAAGCCUGGUGUCGGACUAGCUGGGCAGCUCUCAAAUACCACGAUGUCUGAAAGCAGCAGCGAUGAGUGUGACCUUGUGAUGAACCACAGUGCUGCAAACCGCUGUGCAUUUGUGAAGGAUACACCAGACUGUGGCAUGGAAGAUGGCUUCAUCAACUACCUUGAUGUGGCUUUUUGCCUACUACCUCCCAACCUCACACCUCUCACCAUCACUCUCUGCGUUUUAUGGCUGCUUGUCUUAUUUGUUAUACUUGGACUUACUGCAUCAAAGUUUUUCUGUCCCAACCUGUCAGCCAUCUCCUCCAGCCUUCACCUCACUCACAACGUGGCCGGCGUGACAUUACUGGCUCUGGGUAAUGGCGCUCCUGACAUCUUCAGUGCCAUAGCAGCGUUUUCCCAUCCACACACCGCUGGGCUGGCUGUUGGAGCCUUGUUUGGAGCUGGUAUAUUUGUUACUACAGUAGUGGCGGGCAGCGUAGCUAUGGUCAAACCUUUUGCUGUGGCUUCCCGCCCGUUUCUACGAGACAUCAUCUUCUACAUGGUUGCAGUGUUUUGGACUUUCCUCGUGCUGUACAGAGGAACCACAACGCUGGGAGAAAUAUUGGGGUACCUGGGGCUCUAUGCGGUGUAUGUUCUGACUGUUAUCAUCAGUGCAUACAUCUACAGUCGGCAAAAGAAUUUAAUGAACACAAGUGUCCAAAAUGUUCCACAUAUACCAGCAGAGUUUCAUUCAUCUGACUCCUCCGAUGAUGAUGUUCCCUACUUAGCAAGUGGGACAAUUCAGCAGGAGUACGAGUCAGAGUACAGGCCACUUCUGCCUUACUCUGAGUCCACAAGUCAAAUCCUGCUGAGCUCUUUGAAUCCAGUGGACAGCAGGCAGUGGAGGAGGAAAUCAUGGACCUGGAGAGUCCUUAAAGUCCUCAAAACACCUUUGGAGGUGCUGCUGCUGUUGUGUAUUCCUGUAGUCGACCCUGACAAAGAAGACAAAAACUGGAGGCGGCCAUUAAACUGCUUCCAUCUAAUCACUGCUCCGCUGGUGUGUGUGCUCGCCUUCCAGUCUGGAAAAUAUGGAGAGUAUAUGAUCCAGGGGCAGUUUCCUCUCUGGCUGCUGACUCUUCUGCUGGGACUAUUCUUGGCUGCUAUCGUUUUUUGCACAACCACCAAUGACUCUCCUCCCAAAUAUCAUGCACUAUUUGCACUUUUGGGCUUUGUGGUGAGUGCAGUGUUGAUCAGUGCAGCAGCUUCAGAAGUGGUUAGUCUUCUGCACAUGCUCGGGGUGGUGCUGAGUCUUAGCAACACUGUGCUGGGGUUAACGCUUCUGGCCUGGGGCAACAGCAUUGGAGACUGCUUUUCUGACAUCACCAUCGCUCGACAGGGUUACCCUCGGAUGGCUAUAUCUGCAUGCUUUGGCGGAAUCAUAUUCAACAUGCUGAUUGGAGUGGGUUUGGGAUGCUUGGUUCAGAUGGUUAAAACAAAAGCUGAUGUGCAGUUUGAUUCAGUGGGGCUGUUGACGUGGAUUCUUGCAGGAUCUCUUGGUUUGUCUUUGGUCCUGUCUUUUAUCAUUGUUCCACUGCGGCAGUUCCACUUGGGUCGAAGCUACGGGAUCUUUCUCCUCGUCUUUUACGCCAUAUUUCUUAUCAUUGCACUUCUCACGGAGUUCGGCAAGAUCCAUACCUGACCUGACAGCAGAUCUGCAACCAGUCUUAGGAGGUUUACCACACUCUUAUGCAAAAAAUGGAAUGAUGUCAGCAACAGUGGCUGCAAUGAAAUGAAAAAUAUUUAUCCCAGAAUGAAAAUGCAAAUGAGUGCAGAUUAAUUAUAUCUUUUGCAUAAUUAAUGCACUAAACAUCAAUCAGGAGUACACUUUGUUUCACAUGCUUGCUAUCAUGGAUAGUUUGUGAAAGCAAGCAGCAAACCAACAAGAAGCUAAGACUUAUCUGCUCAGGGACUAAUUGCACUGUGCCUUUUUUCAGCUUCUUAUUUCUGUCACUGGAGCUGACUUUUGUGUCCAGAGAGACACUAAAUGCUGUAAUUUAAACCAUUGUAAAUGUACUGUAAGUCAAAACAUUAAUGACCUUAAAGCUGCUUUUGGGUAAUUAAAAAAAUAUAUACAG